Molecule: messenger RNA, 1204 nt
Organism: Exserohilum turcica Et28A
Lineage: Eukaryota; Fungi; Ascomycota; Dothideomycetes; Pleosporales; Pleosporaceae
Exons: 3
Coding region: 116-1204 (362 amino acids)
Biological process (GO): steroid biosynthetic process
Molecular function (GO): 3-beta-hydroxy-Delta5-steroid dehydrogenase (NAD+) activity
Source: RefSeq, a predicted model, not a curated record
CGUGAAUUCCACCCGGGGAAAAUCCGUGCGCGCGUCUUCAACAGCCAACUUAACGUUUCGCUCCAACCCGCGCACCACCCGACGUAUCUUUACUAAUCCGAGAUAUAUAUCAAGCAUGCCGCUCCCUCACGUCCUGGUAACAGGCGGCUGCGGCUUCGUCGGAACAGCCGUGGUAUCCGCGCUGCUGGACACGAAGCGAUACAGCGUGACGGCGGUGGACAUCAAUCCGCCAUCUCUGGGCAGCCCGAAUUUCAGCAGCACGCACACCAACGUGCGCUAUGUGCGCUGCGACGUUCUCGACCCGGCAGCUCUAUCCAGCGUGUUUUCCGAGACCAGGCCUGUGGCUGUCAUCCACACCGUCGGCAUGUAUCAUCUAGGCACAAAGCGGUAUUCCAUGGAGGGCCGUGACGCCGUGUUCGAGGUCAAUGUCCAGGGCACGAGAAACGUGCUGCAGGCGAGUAAGGAGUGUGGCGUUGAGAGCUUCGUGUAUACGAGCAGUACGACGGUCGUGCUGGAUGACUUGAAUCGCGAUUUCAGAAAUGUAGAUGAGAAGUGGCCGAAGCAUUGCGUGGAUACGAGUUAUGGGCUGAGCAAGGCCCUCUCCGAAGACCUCGUCCUCACCUCCUCCACACCUACCUUCCUUACCUGCGCCCUACGCCCACCCCCAAUCUUCGGUCCCAACGACAGCACUCUCACGCCGACCCUCCACGCCUGCAUCUCGGCCUUCCAAACGCCCUUUCUCCUGGGCACCGGCACCAACCUGCAGGAUUACGCGUACAUCAGCAACGUGGCCGACGCACACGUGCUAGCGACUGAGAAUCUGCUGCUGGGCGCGGAGAACAAGGACGCGGCUGGUAGUGCGGCGGGGGAAGCGCUGUUUAUUUCAAACGGGGAACCGGUGACCGCGCGUGCGUUUUGUCUGGCCGUGUGGCGUGAAUUCGGACAUGUGCCUGCGUUUGAGAUUGCGGUGCCAGAGCGCGUGGCGUGGUGCGUGGGGUAUGUGGCGGAGUGGGUUGAGUGGGCUACGGGGGCGCCGGGCACGCUGUGUCGGGGUGUGGUGAGCGAUGGGUGUCGGGAUCGCUAUGUGUGUAUUGACAAGGCGCGGCGGGUGCUGGGGUAUGAGCCGCGGGUUGGGCUGGAAGAAGGGAUCCGGAUUACUUGUCAGCAUUACAAGACUACGCUUCAGGGGCGACGGAAAACAUAG